CCUUCGUAACUUGGAUUUGAAACGUAGGAUGCACUGUUCACAUCUGUGAUUUGAUUUGAUUCUUCUUGUUUCAAGCACUGUUCAAAGAAUCUAUGAUGAACGUAGUCCAAGGUUGCUUGCUCCGAGAAAGAAAUUGCGAGCCAAGCAUGUCCUUCUUUCCAAUAUGAGACCAGAGACGAGGGAGCUACUGGUGGUACCAGGUACUGGUUCCGUACCGUACGCAGCAUGGAUGUACUAGUAUCUUCGCAGUGGCAGGUCUCGCAGAUGCAUACUGGUACCGGUACGUACGUCGCCAUCAUAUUUCAAUUCCCGAACUGCUAGACUAACACUAAUGCCGCAUAGCCGAAGGGGGCUAGUCUAUCGGUGCGCUUACUGGCUGCCUGCUCGGUAGCCAGCUAGAGUACACGUAGCUAGCGAGAGGCUAUCGUCGCGUUACCAGCAGAACUCCAGCAGAUCAAUCAACCAGGGGCUAUUCAUAAUUCUAGCUAGAUUCUAACUACUAGCUAGCUACUGCAGUAAGAGCUGCGUCAAAGAAAGCGAAAGCAUCAUCAGCAUGGCCCAACAUCCCUGGCCCCAGGUACAUCUAUCAUGCAUGGUUCAACCCCCAUCCGUUUAACGUUCCGUGAUCGGUUACGCCGCUAAAUCUCUACCCGCCCACCUCGUUCGACCUUUCGCCUCGCACUCGCUUCGGCACUCACUUGGCGAUACUUGGGAAAGUGGAGGCAGUCACAGGGCAAAGCACUUAGUCAUCAGCGAAAGGACGGGCGAAAACGAGGACCGCGAGAGUGCAAGCAAGAAAUUUCUGGAUUAAUUUUCCUUGCUGCGAAUUCAACGCAGACAAGUGCCAGUAAUGCAGAGGCGUCGAGUAAACGAAUUGCCUCAUUGCCUUGCAGUGCAGGGUUAAGAGCUACUUUGCGACAGCACUGCAAAGAAUCGACAUCGACAACACGGAGUCUCACAACGCACAGGUGCUUGUGCGCUGGAUUCAAAGGUUUGGUUUCAAACUCGAAAGAUAACAGUUGCACUAUAACUCUUACCGGACGAUGGACUUUGGUUGCUGCUCGGCGGCCCAAGACAGGGUUGUCGAGGAUGAUAGCGGGGAUCUACCGAACUCAAUGAUUUCGUACUCUGACUCUCUGGGGUCCUUUGAUUGCCAAGCGAACACUCUCAGCGUCGACUAUAGGAACGUGACGCCUUUGUUCAGGGCACUAGAACAAGAAGAUUGGAAGGCCGUCCUUGUCUUCCUAGCCACUGGGAGAUGGAGUAGCUCUCCUUUGUCUAGCGCCUACGACUAUCUUCACGACCCUUCACCAGAGCGCCAAGCGCGUACAUGGGUACACUGUACCGGGUCCAAAGGCGAGACACAGUGGAAGCAGCUCCCACUUCACGCCGCUAUAUCUUAUUUGGCUCCCUUGCCGGUCGUUCAGAAGCUUGUGGAGUUCUAUGGUGAUGCCCUCAGGAGUGCUGAUGACACAGGGAAUCUCCCGCUGCAUCUUGCCUUUGGCUUUGGAUCUUCUGACAGCAUAGUGGCGUACCUGAUCAAAGAGUAUCCACAGGCGCUUUCCAUCAAAGGAUUGCAAAAUCGUCGACCGGUGGAUUGCUGCGACCUUGGACCGAACAAAUUGAGGGGUGAGAUCAUCCGAGCAUGCCAGGAGCACACCAGGUCCUCAAUGAUGAAGGAUUGGGACCAGCACUGGAAAAAGAGCCUGCAUGAUGCCAAACAAAGGGCCGGCCUUUUGGAUCAAUUUUCAGCCAACUCUCAGACCCUUGAAGAGGUAUUCAAUGAACUUGUGCAAGUUAAGAUAGAGCUCAAGAAAACGCAAGAACUCGCAAAAAGCCGCCCAACAAUGAUCAUUACCAAGACAGAGCCAGUGCCCGAUGAAAAGGUUCCAAGGUCGCUCGGGAAAGCACCUUCUGAAAUGUCGAGGAUGGUUUCCUUUUCAAAGAGACUCAAGCCGAAAGCAAUACUACGUUCCAUCAGAUCUUCCCAGUCGUCAACUGUUGCUCCCAGCUCAAGCGGCAAAUGAAAAUGACUUUAGAAUGUCCGUCUGUUUAAAAUGUCGUUUCCCGUUCGGAGCGUCGAGGAUCCCCCAAUGUUGGCCUACUCUUUAGUGGCCAACUAGAGCUAGCUCCACUCCUCUACUAUGAUAUCACUUCUAUCUAAAAUGUUUCUCUAAUACAAAUUCAUUUUUCAAAUAUAAUUGUCUCAACCUGGUACUGAUACCAUCACGAGGUGCCGGUCUGAUACCUUUAAAAAGUGUCUAAAAAAGCUAAUAAGAGAACUCCUUUUGUUUCUGCGCA
This is a messenger RNA of Seminavis robusta, 2301 nucleotides long. NCBI's taxonomy places the organism in Eukaryota, Bacillariophyta, Bacillariophyceae, Naviculales, Naviculaceae. The record is from the annotation of a GenBank genome assembly.